This is a messenger RNA of Closterium sp. Yama58-4, 4002 nucleotides long. Lineage: Eukaryota; Viridiplantae; Streptophyta; Zygnematophyceae; Desmidiales; Closteriaceae. The record is from the annotation of a GenBank genome assembly.
AUGGGCCUGGGCGCCAUAUACGGGCUCAUGUUCGCAUCAUUCGCGCUCAUGUUCUGGUUCUCCGGCCUUCUCAUCGCACAAGGCAUCGGCAACGGAGGGUCCAUCCUCACCACCAUGUUCGCCAUUGCUCUCGGCAGCCUGGGCCUCGGCCAGGCCCUCCCUAACGUCACUGCCUUUUCCAAGGGCUGCGUCGCUGCUUAUAAGAUCUUUGUGACUAUAGCGAGACGGCCGGUGAUUGGCGGGGAGGGGGAGGAGGGGAGCGGUGGGAAGGAGUUGGAGGCGGUGGAGGGGCGGGUGGAGUUUGAGAAGGUGUGCUUUGCUUACCCUGCUCGGCCUGAGGUUCCCAUAUUCAAGGACUUCUGCUUGUCCAUUCCUGCCGGCACCACCGUCGCCCUCGUCGGCCCAUCAGGCAGCGGCAAGUCAACCGUCGUGGCGCUCAUCCAGCGCUUCUACGACCCGACAGCUGGCGCCGUCUCAUUGGACGGCACGGAUCUGCGCCAGCUCAGCCUGACGUGGCUGCGCUCCCAGCUGGGGCUUGUCAGCCAGGAGCCGUCUCUGUUUGCCACCAGGGUGGGACAUGAGGAGGACGAGGAAGCAGCAAGGAUUGCCAACGCGCACUCCUUUGUAAUGGUAUGGUACAAUCCAACUCCCCUUACCCCUUCCUGUAUUCCAAUGUGCGUGCAGGUGGGAGAGAGGGGAGUGCUGCUGUCAGGAGGGCAGAAGCAGCGCAUCGCCAUCGCCCGAGCAGUCACGCAAUCAGUCAUCCCUUGUCCUUGCCCCCAUGCCAAUCUGCACACACAGGUGGGAGAGAGGGGAGUGCAACUCUCGGGAGGGCAGAAGCAGCGCAUCGCCAUUGCCCGAGCAGUCGUGCGCAACCCGCGCGUGCUCCUAUUGGACGAGGCCACGUCAGCGCUGGACAGCGAAUCAGAGCGCGUGGUGCAGGCGGCUCUGGACGGUGGGCUGAUGCGCGGCAGAUCGACGGUUGUGAUUGCACACCGGCUGUCCACGAUCCGGAAUGCAGACAAGAUUGCUGUGGUGGCCGGGGGGAGAGUGGUGGAGGAGGGGACACAUGAGGAGCUGAUGGCGCAUGGGGGGGAUUUUGGGGCGAUGGUUCAGGCACCUCGAAAACCGGCAGGGGGGAGAGUGGUGGAGCAGGGGACACAUGAAGAGCUUAUGGCACAUGGGGAGGUGGGGGAGGGGAAAGGGGAAGGGGAAGGUGGAAAGGAGGCUGAUGAGGGGAGGAGUGUGGGUAGUGCAAAGGAAGGUGCGAGGAAAGAGGGAGGCGUGUAUGCUAAUUUGGUGCGCCUGCAGAUGGUAGCAGGGGAGGGUGCGCACGCAGAUUCGGAUGCAUUGGCCAAUCAGGGCUCAGCAUUGCAGUCACAAGACCACUUUGCUGACGUGGACCAAUCAGGAGCUGAGGCUGACGUGGGAAGAAAGAUCUUGAAGGCGCUGAGCACCCUUUCAGAAUCCUCCUUGCCACGUGGGCAUAGUGAACUUGGUGCUGACGUGGACCUUGCUGACGUGGACUUAGGAGACACUGACGAGGACGAGGAAGAGGAGGAAGGGGAAGGAGGGGGAGGGAAGCGAGUGUGGGGGGAACUGAGGAAGGUGCUACCUGCUCCCCUAAGGGCGUUACUCCCAGGCGGCAAAAGGAGAGGAGAGGACAAGGGAAAGAACGGUCAGGUGGGCAAGGAGCGCGGGGAGGAGGAGGAGGGCGGGAAGGGGGAAGGAGAAGGAGGGGAAGGGGAAGGAGAGGGGGGAAAGAAGGCGUCGUGGUGGCGUCUGGCGCGCAUGAGUGCUCCUGAGUGGCCCUUCACUGCUCUGGGCGCGGCUGGUGCUGUGAUGGCAGGGGCGUUCAACCCCGUGUAUGCCCUGCUGCUCAUUGACGUGAGUGGGACUGUGGUCAUAGCAGCUCUCUACAAUCCUGACACAGACGAGAUGAAGCGGCAGGUCAACAAGUGGGCCAUAGUCUUCACUGCUUUGGGCGCGCUGGCCUUGCCAGUGCACUCAGUACAGAACUAUGGCUUUGGGGUGUCUGGAGAGGCGCUGGUGAAGCGGGUCCGAGAGAAGAUGCUUGCAGGCAACGAGGUGGCAUGGUUCGAUAGGGACGCCAACGCCAGUGGCGCCAUUGCCUCUCGCCUCGCCACCGACGCCACUCUCGUCAAAGCAGCCGUGGCCGACCGCAUUGCUCUCGCCACGCAGAACCUGUCGGUGAUUGUCAUCGCGUUUGUGAUCGGAUUCGUGGUGGAGUGGCGCGUGGCUCUCGUGGUGAUUGCAACAUUCCCCCUCCUGAUUUUUGCGGCACUCAUGGAGCUUCGUGGUGGAGUGACAGGUGGCUCUGGUCGUCAAAUCCACUUUCCCCCUGCUGAUAUUUGCGGCACUCAUGGAGCUUUGGAGAGAGAGAGAUGGGAUAGCAUCACUCUCGCCACGCAGAACCUGUCGGUGAUUGCCAUCACGUUUGUCAUCGGGUUCGUGGUGGAGUGGCAGGCGGCUCUCGUCGUGAUUGUCAACUUCCCUCUCCUCCACUCCUCCCUCACCCCACCCACUCAGCAACAAUUCCUGGCAGGAUCCCAUGCCGGUGCCACCACCAUAGCAGCAGAGGCAGUCGCCAACAUCCGCACUGUAGCAGCAUUCAACGCACAGGACAAAAUCCUCGCACUGUUCACUGCCAGGCUGGCAGGCCCGCUUCGCCGCUCAUUCCUUCGCGGGCAGGUUGGCGGGGCAGGUUUCGGGCUAAGCCAAUUUUUCAUGUAUGGGUCAUACGCACUAGCACUCUGGUACGGGUCGACUCUAAUUCCCAAUACGGCUUCAUAUGGCGAUGUGCUUAAAUCGUUCAUGGUGCUUAUAAUGACUUCAAUGGCUAUAGCAGAAAGCAUUACUCUCGCUCCGGAUAUUGCCAAGGGGAGCGUGGCCGUUCGAUCGGUGUUCAAGACCACAGAUCGGACGCCCAGGAUUCUUUCGGACGAUCCGACGGCUGAGGUGGUUUCGACUGUUCGCGGGGAGAUUGAGUUCCGGUCGGUUUUUUUUGCCUACCCGACCCGCCCGGAAACGCCCGUGCUGCAAGACUUUUCUCUCCGGGCAGCACCGGGGAAGAUGCUGGCGCUGGUGGGCCCGUCGGGCAGCGGAAAAAGUUCCGUGGUGGCCCUGGUGGAGCGAUUCUACGAUCCGACGGCUGGGAGCGUGCGGGUGGAUGGGGAGGACAUCCGAGCCGUUCAUCUCAAGACUCUGCGAUCGUUCAUUGGGCUUGUCAGCCAGGAACCCGCCCUCUUUGCCACCACCACCUGCAGAACCAUUUUAUGCUCCCAUGCCCCAUGUCCCCCAUCUGCUCCCCUCAGCAUCCGCGGCAACAUCCUGUACGGCCAGCCUGGCGCAAGCGAGGCAGAGGUGGUGGAAGCAGCGCGGGCAGCCAACGUGCAUGGGUUCAUCAGCAGCUUGUCAGAUGGAUAUGACACGCAGGUGAGAAGGGAAGGGGGUGAUGGUGGUAAUUGGCUACUUUCAUCUGUGCUCAUGCCUGGUGUGGUGGAGGCAGCGCGGGCAGUCAACGUGCAUGGGUUCAUAAGCAGUCUGCCUCAGGGCUACGACACACAGGUGAGAGCAGGGGGGAUGAAGGAGGGCCGGGGCGUAUAUGUGCUCCUAUCUGCUGAGGUGGUGGAAGCAGCACGGGCAGCCAACGUGCAUGGGUUCAUCAGCAGUCUGCCUCAGGGCUAUGACACGCAGGUGAGAAGAGGAGGGGGGGCGGGGUGGGGGGCUUGGGGUUGCUUAUACGUGUUCGUACCUGGUGGUGUGGUGGAAGCAGCGCGAGCAGCCAACGUGCAUGGGUUCAUCAGCAGCUUGCCGCAGGGAUACGACACACAGGUGAGAGGAGGGAAGAUGAAGGAGGGGCGGGGCUUAUAUGUGCGCUUACCUGCUGUGGUGGACGCAGUGCGGGCAGCCAACGUGCACGGGUUCAUCAGCAGUCUUCCAGAGGGAUACGACACGCAGGUGAGGAGGGAAGGGGAGUGA